Messenger RNA from Filobasidium floriforme, 1355 nucleotides. RefSeq names its product mitochondrial carrier domain-containing protein. The transcript is spliced from 12 exons. Gene Ontology annotation, molecular function: transmembrane transporter activity. Gene Ontology annotation, biological process: transport. Bases 101 to 1252 code for a protein of 383 amino acids. The record is from RefSeq and is a predicted model, not a curated record. NCBI's taxonomy places the organism in Eukaryota, Fungi, Basidiomycota, Tremellomycetes, Filobasidiales, Filobasidiaceae.
GAAGGACUCCUCAGAACUUAGAACACACAUAGAUCAUAUCAAUCACCUAUUACCGAUACCAUAAAAGCACUCCUAGGAGCGCAUAGAGGAAUGUCCCAAGAUGAACCGCAGAACAACACGGGUGAUGAACCAACCCGCAGAUCUAGACCCUCGGAUAGAUUUCUUAGCUGGAACUGUAGCAGGAGCUGCCGGACUCUUAGCCGGCCAACCACUAGAUACAGUAAAAGUACGGUUCCAAUCUCCCCAGUAUAAAGGUCGAUAUCCGUCAACAUGGAGCGCUAUCCGCGCUAUCGUCAAGGAAGAAUCGCCAAGAGGAUUGUUUAAAGGGGUGACAUCGCCUAUGGCUGGGAUCGCAUUCAUCAACGGCGUAAUAUUCACGUCCUACGGGUUCUUCAUGCGGUUACCCCUGCCUUUACCUGGGUUAGGCCCGCCGGCAUCAGCAAACGGUACAUCAAAUGGAGGGGAGGGUGAACCGAGUUUGCUCAGGAUUGGGUUGGCGGGGGCUGGGAGCGGGUUUGUGGCAUCCUUCUUAUCGGCCCCUACAGAACUGAUCAAGAUCCGGCAACAAUCCGCACCUACAAACGUCUCCCCUACAACGGUAGGCGUACUGCGCUCGAUCGUACGGACAGAAGGGUUGAGGGGGUUGUAUCGCGGAUGGGGAGCGACGGCAGGGAGAGAGUUGGCUUAUGGGCCUUAUUUCAUCACGUAUGAAGGUCUUUGCCGUUACUUUCGAUCACGCAAGAAACCCGACUAUGCCUCAUCAAACACGCCGAAUACUCCAUACGCUUCCCAUUUUACCGACCCACACGCGCACGGCCACCCACACUCUCGAUCCUCCUCCCUUUCAGAACCACCACUAAUGGCUUAUACGACAGACGUAGCUACAGCCCAUAAACAUGCACAUGGACACGGGCACGGUGGCGGGCACGACAACCUGAUCCGAGAAGCCGAGGCGGAGAUGAACGAGCUGAGUUGGGGCGAGUUGAUGUUAGCGGGUGGGUUGGCGGGGAUGGUCUCAUGGACGGCCACCUUCCCGUUGGAUGUCCUCAAGACCCGUAUCCAAUCCGUACAACCUGAUUCCACGGGCAAAGUCCCCGGUCGGAUAUCGAUCAUCACCGCCGCCAAGAGCGCUGUAAGAGCCGAUGGGAUCCGGGUGUUUUGGAGCGGAUUAGCACCGACGCUCAUCAGGGCCUUCCCAGCGAACUGCGUGGUGUUCCUGACGUUUGAAGCGAUCGUCGCUGCGUGUCGAUGAACAGAGUCGGGACACCCGAGGAACAGCAAACCAGCAUAAAGGCUUUCAUCAUCAUCCCAAAUCCCGUCGAUCAUUAUAGUGCGACACGGAGUACGACACUGCA